This is a messenger RNA of Atta colombica, 2967 nucleotides long. RefSeq names its product nardilysin-like. Gene Ontology annotation, molecular function: metal ion binding. The transcript is spliced from 12 exons. NCBI's taxonomy places the organism in Eukaryota, Metazoa, Arthropoda, Insecta, Hymenoptera, Formicidae. The record is from RefSeq and is a predicted model, not a curated record. The coding region runs from base 1 to 2967 and encodes 988 amino acids.
AUGCAAGAGAGUGGAGAUAAUGAGAAUUGUCAAGUUGAAUAUCUAGAAUCUCCUGUCAAAUCGGAGAAUGACAAGAAAGAAUAUAGAACCAUCAGAUUACCAAAUGGUUUAGAAGUUUUGCUAAUUUCCGAUGAACAUUUAAUAACAUCCUUUUCUCAAGAAAAAAAGGCAGCAUGUAGCUUAUUCAUAGACGUAGGAAAUUUCAGCGAUAUGCCAGAAUUUCCGGGCAUAUCAUUUUUCUUAGGGUAUAUGUUUUCUCAAGAAUCCGAGAAAUAUUCCGAGCAAUCAGGUAUUACUAUGGCAGAUUUUAUUGAAGACCAUAAUGGCACUAUUUAUAUCGAUGUGACCCACGAACAUACAAUAUUUUACUUUGAUAUCGAAGAAGACAACUUUUUUUUAGCUCUCUAUAAUUUUGGCGUUUUUUUUGAGGAUCCUAUAAUGCCGAAACAUGUAUUUAUAGAGAAACAAAAUGCUAUAAAAAACGAGUUUCAGAUAUUAUUUGGCAAGUCGAGAUACGAACAACUAUUUUCCUCCUUCGCACAAACUGGUCAUCCAACCAACAAGUUUUCUGUGGAUCAUUUAAUAAAAUUGCGGAAUAAUAUUGAUCACGAUAAAUUGUACGAUGUGCUAAAUAAAUUUAAAGAGCGCCACUACUGUGCUCACAGAAUGAAGCUAGCAAUACAGUCGAGAUUUCGAUUGAAUACAAUGGAAAAAUUUGUCAAAGUAUGCUUUGCUGAUAUACCAAAUAACAAAAUGCCUCCAGAUAAUUUUUCCAAAUUUAAAAACGCUCUGCCUUUUGAUACUCCCGCUUUCCGAAAAAUGUAUAAAAUUAAAUAUGAUGAGGAACAUUUGACACAACUAAAAAUAACGUGGGCCUUGCCUUCGUUCUCCGGUUUUUAUAAAUGUAAUUCAUAUCAAUAUAUCCCGAGGAUUAUUGGAUAUAAAGGAGAAGGUUCCUUAAUUAGUUAUCUACGACAAAAAAUGUGGAGCCCAUCAGACAAUAUAUUUGAUUGUAAGAGUCAACAAAACUCUUUGUACGGCUUAAUACAGCUCACCAUAGUACUCACUUCUGAAGGACGAAAAUAUCUGGAAGAUGUUCUAAAUGCAAUAUUUUCUUUUAUCAAUUUACUAAAGGCAACAGGUCCGCAGAAAGCAAUUUACAAUGACAUUUAUGAACAAAAUAAUUUUAGAUUUACUAAUUACAACAACAAACCAAUCUCUUUUGUAAAACACUUGAGUAAGAAUAUGCAUUUCUUUCCAUCGAAGGCUUAUAUAAUUGGAAACUCGCUUAAUUCCAAUUAUAAUGCAAAAGUUAUACAAAAAUGUUUGAAUUAUUUGGUACCUGAGAUGGCGAAUAUUAUGAUUUUCUCAAAGAAUUUUAAUGAUUUCGAAUUAAAGAAGAUUGAACCAUGGUGGCACACGGCAUAUACGGAUAUUGAGAUACCGAAAAAAUGGAUCGAACGUUGGAAAGUCAUUGAGCCACUACCAGAAUUUUCUUUACCAUCACCGAAUAUAUUUCUUACCAAGAAAGACGUUUGUCUAAUGCAGGUACCAAAUGAACAAAUUGAGAAAUAUCCUAUAAAAGUACACAGUAAUUCUGUGUCGGAGAUUUGGUAUCACUCGAAUCCUAAGUUUUGUUUACCGAAAUGUUGUAUAUAUUUCUAUUUUAUUUCCCCUCUAAAAUAUCAGUCAUUAAAGAAUGAAAUUCUCAUGCGUAUGUACUGCAGACUAUUGAAACAGCUAUUAACCGAAAAAUUAUAUCCAGCUGAACUGAUUGGAUUUAAAUACGUUAUCAGAUUCCUUCUGAAUGGUUUUACAUUAAAAAUAAGCGGUCUUAAUGAAACUCUGCCACUUGUAGCGGCUACUUUGGCACAAGGAAUGGUGCAAUGUUCAAGCUUUAUUACGAAGGACAUAUUUGAAAAUAUCAAAAUUGAACAAAUUCAGACAUAUUAUGACUCAGUUAGCAAAUCUGAGAUUUUCAUCAUCGACAUGAUAUUGUCGAUACUGAAACACAUCCAUCAUUCACAAAUUGAUAUAUUUACUGCUGUACAGGAUAUCACUUUGAAAGACUUUCAAGACUUUGUAAAAUCCUUUACCGAACGUCUAUACAUUCAAUGUCUCGUGCAAGGAAACAUAACGCCGUCUGCUGCGAUCAAGAUCGUACAGCAAUUUAUUAAAACAAUUAAUUGUAGCUCUUUACACUCAAAUACGAUACAACAGUUUAGAGGCACUCAAAUACCAUUGGGCAUAAGUUAUUACAAGAUUAAAAAUAUCAACAAAUUAGAUACAACUUCCAUGAUAAAAAAUUAUUAUCAAGCCGGUGUCACUGCGAUUGAUUUAGCUACAUUAAUCCGUCUGAUAAGCUAUAUAAUGGACGAUAAGUUACACGAGGUACUCGCAGAUAAAUUUGAUGCCACGGUCAACGUUGUAAACUAUUACGGAAUUUUAGGAUAUUCCAUUACUGUUUGCACUCAAGCACAUAAAUACAAAACUGAAUACGUUGAUAAGAAGAUCGAUGAAUUUUUGAGAUGGUUUAAAAACGAUUUGGAAAAACUCACAGAAGAGGAAUUGGAUGUUUAUAAAGAAAUGUUCCUGAAAUCUAGAUCAUAUGACGAUGUCAAUAUUGAAAACGAAAGAAAUUGGUAUCAGAUCCUGUAUCAAACUUACGUAUUUAACUUACAUGAACAGGAAAUACUUGCUCUAAAGGAUAUAAAUGUUAAAAAGCUGAGGGAAUGGUUUGCAGACCACACAUCGAACGGAAGUAAUUUCAGAAAAUUGAGUUUGCAUAUUGUAGGAACUAUUCCCAAAAAAGCAAAAUACGUUGAUUUAGAAUACAUAAAUGACGAUCAUCAGCAGUACAAGCCAACUAAAUAUCAUUAUAUUACUAAAGUAGAAAAUUAUAAGAAAAAACUCUUCAUAUUUCCAACUAAGUGUUCAACAAUCCUCUCAGAGCACAGAACACAUUAA